CAGCAGCCACACUUGCUUCUUCGCGUGUAAGUCGGUGCCCAAAAUCAAGAUUGCUUGGGUCGGUGACGAGAAAGCAGACAUAAUAAGGGGUCAUUCGGUCUAUCCAUCCUCAAGUUUGGUUUCCCAUUCUCCCGUCUCCUACCUACCUAGAAUAUCAAAACCCAAACUGAAAAUUAAUUCAACAACAACACGCACCUGACCUACCUACCUUAUCUUCCCUAAAUCGGAACAUCGAAAACAAGCAAAAAAAUGGAGUGGACAAAAACCCAAUACAACACCCUCUACGAAACCUGGGUUCCCUACCUCGAAGACCUCUACCUCCGCUACUUUACCCGCGACAACAAAGCAAGCUACACCACCAAAAAAAACCUCGACAAAACAAAAGUAACCGGCAUCUCCCAAGUCGACACCCUCCAAGACAACAUCCACACCACUGCCUCCUCCCAGCUCGGCCAGGACGGCCUGGGCAGACCAGUCGGCGAUUUACUCUCCAGGGAGGGAGUCAACAGGCUUGAGCGAAAGGGCAAGGAUGGUCAGGGCGGGUAUGUCCCCGGGGGAAACAGCAAUGCCGUCAGCGGGGCGGGGAAUACCCUUGUUGGUGGUGUUGUUGAGGGAGGGAAGACGGUAGGCAGCGGGGUGGUGAAUGGGGGGAAGGCGGCGGGGGGUUGGUUGGGGUUUGGGAAGAAGGAGCAGAAGUAA
This is a messenger RNA of Podospora bellae-mahoneyi, 699 nucleotides long. RefSeq lists its product as uncharacterized. Lineage: Eukaryota; Fungi; Ascomycota; Sordariomycetes; Sordariales; Podosporaceae. The record is from RefSeq and is a predicted model, not a curated record. The transcript is spliced from 2 exons. The coding region runs from base 250 to 699 and encodes 149 amino acids.